Messenger RNA from Salvelinus sp. IW2-2015, 2063 nucleotides. It is a transcript of the gene trim65, whose product is annotated as tripartite motif containing 65. NCBI's taxonomy places the organism in Eukaryota, Metazoa, Chordata, Actinopteri, Salmoniformes, Salmonidae. Gene Ontology annotation, molecular function: zinc ion binding; protein binding. The record is from RefSeq and is a predicted model, not a curated record.
UGAUACAGCCUGGACUUCAGUUUAUUCAAGACAACUGUGAACUCGGAAAAACGAACUCCGACUGAGAAAAAUGUUUUGGAUGAUCAUCCAACUAGGAAUUCCAAAUCGGGCCUCCUUCCAGAGCUCCGACCUUCCGACCUGCAGAUCACUGACAUCGUGAUUUUACCUCGUUUUUUCCGAAUUCCCAGUUGUCUUGAACGCUGUAUUUCGGCAAGGCGGAUUCCCAGCAACUGUAUUUACGUCAGAUGCCCUAAUUUAUUAUAUUGCACUGAUCUGAAGAGGUGUGUUCUGUUCACAGAUCUACUGGAGGGAUGGAGACGCACAAUUUGUCCUGCGCCAUUUGCUUGGACCGCUUCAAAUUCCCAGUUACCAUCCCAUGCGGUCACACCUUCUGUCGAGACUGCAUCACAACUCACUGGGACACCAAGUCCAGGUCCGACAUCGGGCCGCAUUGCCCUAUCUGCAACGAGAAAUUCCCCACUAGACCCAUCCUAAAACGCAACGUGUCCCUGUCCGUUCUGGCUGAGGCCACAGCGAACAGUGCUGGUGCAUUCGGGAGAGACACUGUACCGGUUAUGAGGGGCGACAUGGCCAGAGCCACGCCCCUGAUUCUGUGUGACCGACACAAGAAGUCCCUGGUGUACUACUGCCGGAAGGACAACAUGUGUGUGUGCUGCGAGUGUGCCAUCUCCGAGUGUAAGAACCACGAGAAAGUGCUGGUGGAGGCUGAGAAGGAGAACCGAGAGUUACUACUGAGGAAGAAGAGUGUGGAGGUGGGAAUAUGUAUGGAGGAGACUGAGAGGAGCAUCACUGAGCUGACAGAGAACAUCACCAAAGCCAAGGUGACCCUGCAGCAGACCUCCCACUGGGUGAAUGCCAAGUUCUCCAUGCUGUUGAAGGUGCUAGCAGAGAAACAGGAGUCUACAGAGAACUUCAUUGAGCAGGAGAAGGAGGCUUCCCUCUCCCAGGUGGAGGCUAGGUUGGAGGAGCUACAGGAGAGGGCCAAGCAACUCGGGGAGCGCCAGAGCCAGAUCGCAACUCUUCGCAACCUGCCCGACAUCCAGCUAAUACAGGAGUCUCGGCUGGUGGAGGUCCCUCGUAUGAAGGACAUUCCAGUGGAUGUGACCCCUAACCUGCAGGAGAGGCUCAGCGGGGUGACAGACGUCCUCUCACGGAUCUCCAAGCUAGUAUCUGAGGACCUGGAGAAGGCUGUGUCUACAGCUGUGGGGCAGGACAAGCAAGGUUCUCCCCAGGAUAAGCGCCCUGUCCUGGCUGUGGUCCCCAGUCCUGCUGCUCCAUGUCACCCCACUGGGAAGGAGGGCCUCAGUGAAUACCGCUGCACCCUGACCUUUGACCCUCGCACGGCCAACGGUCACCUGCUCCUCUGCCAGGAGAACCUACGGGCGGAACACCUGACCUCUGGGCCGCGCCCUGUCCCAGCCCACGAGGCUCGCUUUGACCACACCUGGCAAGUGCUCUGCUUCCAGGGCUUCAAACACGGAAAGCACUACUGGGAGCUGGAGUUGUCCAAGCCAUGGGCCUACCUGGGGGUGACUUACGAGGGCAUCCCCAGGAAGGAAAAGGGGAAAAGGUGCAUGGUGGGAAUGAACGAUCUGUCCUGGAGCCUCCAGCUGGAUGAGCGCCAGCUGAGUGCCUGGCACAACGGCCGCCAGGAGACGGUGGCUGGCCACUCCCACCACUCCCGCAUCGGAAUUCUGCUGGACUACGAGGCUGGAACACUGACGUACUAUGGAGACGGGCAUACGCGGCUGCAUGCCUUCCACUGUGCCUUCACUCAGGAGCUGUUCCCCGCCUGUUGGAUAGGGGAGGGCGUGAGCAUCACCCUCUGCUCGCCAUGACGACAACACGAAAGGGAAUGACCGUGACCUAACAAUCUCUUAUAGGACUAGUCUUGGGAAACUAUAACCCUGUUUAUACCUGGUGCUAACAUGGGUCCUUUGUCCUGAUCUUGCCUACAUUCUGAUUGUGCCUACAUUUCCAGAAAUGUGUCUACAUACAGUAUGCUAUUAAAAUGUGCCUGUUGUUGGUCCAUUGUGUCUCCA